Durusdinium trenchii is the source of this 1718-nucleotide messenger RNA. The record is from the annotation of a GenBank genome assembly. NCBI's taxonomy places the organism in Eukaryota, Dinophyceae, Suessiales, Symbiodiniaceae.
UGAAAUACAUCCAUCACCUAACGCUAGCGCUUUUCCGCGUGGGCAGCUCAAAGGCGAAAAAGGAGCGCUUAGCUUAACGGAUUUGGCCUAAUUUUAUUGGCUGAGCCUGAAAAUACACGUUCUGAGAAUGGCGUCCAGUCGACUGGCUUGCAAAAUGGCCCUUGAUGGGUUCACCAUCUGCCGAGAAACAACUACAGUAUAAGUGGUGACGAUAUGUGACAAUUGGUAUGUUGUUCUGUUCCAUCAAAACUCGCCAUUGGUAUGUGACAAAGGUUUCAUUGCCCAUUCCGAGCCAAGAAUCAGAAGCACGAGAAACUCGAUGGAUUAAAGUCACUGAAGGACAUGAGCACACGUGGCCAGUGCGUUGAGGCAGUGUACUGCGUGGCAUGAUUGCACUCGUAAAAUCGUAUAUAAAAAACAACAGAAAUAUUAUAUGUGUAUAUAAUGGAUUAUCCCGGUCUCCGUUCAAGCGGGAGGUAUUUGCCAACUUUGGCCCAAGACGGUGAGCCAUUGGAGUUUGACGUGUGGGGCCAAAGUGAUGCAGAAAGUAUCCAGGAGAGCCAUGAAGAGAGGAUCCAGUUGGUCUCUCCAAGUCAGGACUGCCAGCCAUUGGAACCAAAUGGCAGAACUCUACCCAGCGGGGGAAACGUGGAAGAGCGAGCCAACCAACCUGGAGCUGCAGCUGAGGCUUUCCCACCUGCCUUGCCGAGGGCGACUUCCGGUGAAAACAUAGCAGGCGUCAACGAAUCUGCUGGGCACGCAGAUCGCGCAAACCAUGCGCACAGGAGCACCACUGCUGCUUUGAAACCCAAACCGGCCGCGAGGCCGCGAGGGAGCAAUGCUGCGGAGUUUAGCGCUGAAGACCAGCCACACGUCCUUCCCACAAGCCAGGGCAGCCAGGGCAACAGGCGAGAAGGCCUCCAGGGAGAAGCCGGCAGCGUUCAGGAUGCAGCUAAAGGUCCAGAUGGUCGCCAGCGGAAGAAACGGCGCAAGGCCUCUGCCAAGGGCCGCGAAGAUUUGCAGGUGGGCAGUUUGCCAUCGCAGCAAGCGCUCGCAAGCUCCAACCUGGAGGAGAGGAGGCAGCAUUUGAAAGAAAAAUUGCUUGAGCUAAAGACUCAGAUCUCCACUCAGGUGCCCAACAAGGAGAAAUCCUUGCUUGUGGGCCAGCCCCUCAUGCUGUCCACCUGGACUGCUGGCCAAGCGCAUUCCGCAGACCCGGGAAAGCAAUCAACAGAGCCCAUGGCUACAAAGUGCCGUUCUGAGGCUUGAUUUUCGACGACAGUUGCACACUUUGGCAACGUCUACAACGAUCCUCGACGUCAGUUACACACUCUGGCACCUUCUACCUUGAUUGUCGUCGACAGUGACACAAUUUGGCUUCACGUUUCACCGCGCGUUUGAGCACUCAACGUGCGCGAUUGCCGCAAAGGGUUCACCAAGGCCAAAGUACCACAGUUUAAUGCAUGAUUUCCACAAACGGUCCCCUCCGCUGCCUCAAUUUGAGGGUUCGAAGGAUGUCGAAGUUGUAGGGGAUUGGUGGGCGUUUUCACCUGUACGUCGGUGCCUGUAUCCAAACACCUGCUGUAUCUAUGCAGGUGUGCUAUAGAACAAGCACAUCACCUGCAUCUCUGUACCUGCAGCCUGCAGGAUGAUGAGCUGGUUGGUGGUGGUGGUGGUGGUGAUGAUGAUGUAGGUGUUGUGUCGCAGUUACAUCAACC